AGAGCCAUGAUUAUCACGUAGAGGUCUGUGAAAAAUCACGUGCGGUAAAGUUAAUCAAUAUGAUGCUUCCUUUUGUUUUGAAGAAAUAUUUUUUCCAAUCUAAAAGACUCUAUUUCAGUAUAUCUCUGUUAAAAAGUGAUUCUCUAUUUCAUAUUGAAACGUGAAACAGACAUUGAAAGUAAAAAUCUAGGUUUUGAUUCUCUCUUAUUUCUCUUAUUAGGUAUAUCUCUUAUGUGUUCUUUUAUUACGAUAUACAUACUCAUUAAUCUUAUUUUCUCUUAUUUAUUUAAAUUAAAAUUUAAUUAUUAUGGUAUCGGGCGGGGAGAUGUCUAUUGCACUCUGCAUUAAGAGCCACAAAAUCAGUAUUAUUUUAGCCCUGGUCUUGGGAACCUCCGUUUUGAGUGCGUGCGUGGGGUUCUUUUUAAUCGAGAGAAAACCUCCAGCAGAAGCGACACUUCGGUUUGUGAGCGUUAUCCAUCGACAUGGCGAGAGGGCACCUGAAAGGACAUACCCUCUCGACCCUUACCAGGGUGAGUCAGCCUGGCCGGAAGGAUUGGGAGCGCUAUUACAGAAGGGGAAAGAAAGUAUGUUCAAUCUUGGAUGCUUCUUGAGGCAUCGGUAUGAUGGGUUCCUCUCUACAACAUAUUCUCCAGCCGAGAUUUUCGUCCUUUCGAGUCGUCUGGAUCGCUGUAUAAUGAGUGUGCAGCUUCAUCUGGCAGGUCUUUAUCCACCAAUCGGAACGCAGAUGUGGAACCCAGAUUUGCUGUGGCAGCCAAUCCCUGUUCACUCUCUUAACAGUGGUUGCGAUGACAUUAUUCGUGUAUCUAAACAAUGCAGGUUGCUAUCGAGGGAGAGGCGGGAAACAAGAGCGCUACUUCAACAAGAAAUAAACAAACAUGAUGAAUUUCUGAAGUAUCUUUCACAAGAAAGUGGUCUCCAAGUAGAUGGGUAUUCAGAGGUCAAUCGUCUGUAUGACAACCUUCUUGUCGUGGGACAACAGGGCCUACCAUUACCACAAUGGGCUGAAGGAGAUGUUCUAGAUAGAUUGAGAUCACUCGCUCUUGUGGGAAAAUUAGGAAAAUUUAAAUCACCUGUCUAUGUAAAACUUGAAUCAGGGGUUUUGAUUAACGAGAUAUUGUCCAAUAUGGAAAAGAAAACUAACUCCUCAAAUAAUUUUGGUCGGCGGUUAAGCUUGUACUCAGCGCAUGACGCGACUAUUGUGCGUCUUUGGGGAGGCCUGAAAAUUAGUCGAGAAGUAGCGGAAGUAGACUAUGGAGCUGUUAUAAUUAUUGAACUGCACCAGAUCAAGGACAAAUAUAGAGUUAAAAUAUUGUAUAAGAAAAAUACCUCGGAUGAAAAUCUGGAAAUUUUGAAAGUUCAAGGCUGCGAAUAUGAUCAAAACACGGUUGAUGACGGCAUGUGCGAUCUUGACUCUUUUUCAGCUGUCAUGCAAUCUUCCAUCAUCACCAAUUUUGAUGAGGCAUGUCAAAAUAGAAGAAAUUAGCGCUACCUUCGGAAUCGAUUAUUCAAAUGACCCAUUUA
Molecule: messenger RNA, 1542 nt
Organism: Bemisia tabaci
Lineage: Eukaryota; Metazoa; Arthropoda; Insecta; Hemiptera; Aleyrodidae
Product: testicular acid phosphatase homolog
Biological process (GO): dephosphorylation
Molecular function (GO): phosphatase activity
Source: RefSeq, a predicted model, not a curated record